AUGGAUAUCCUUCAGCGCCUAGCCCGGUUCCUCGACCGCCCGCUCUUCCCGUGGAAGAGGCUGAUCAUCGGCUUCUCCGUUGCCCAAUACUGUUUCGAAGAGUUCCUAUCGCUCCGCCAGUAUCAGGUCCUGAAGAACACGAAGCCGCCCAAGGUUCUCGAGCAAGAGGUGUCCAGAGAUGUCUACGACAAGAGUCAGGAAUACGGCCGCGCCAAAGCCAAGUUUGGCUUCGUGAAGGGUCUCUGGGGUCAGAUCCAGAACAUCGCAUUCAUCCACUACGAUGUCUUGCCCAAACUGUGGUCAUGGACUGGCAGCCUCGUACUCCGAUUCGCCCCCGCUCGCUUCACUGGCGAGAUUUCCCACUCGAUCGUCUUCGUCCUCACCUUCAUUCUGAUCCAACAAGCCCUGUCACUGCCUACCAACAUCUACCACACAUUCGUUCUGGAAGAGAAGUUUGGGUUCAACAAGCAGACGCCCAAGCUGUUUGUCAUGGAUAUGAUCAAGUCAAACAUGCUCGCUUUCGUCAUGGCGCCCCCGAUCCUCGCCGGUUUCCUCAGCAUUGUCAAGAAGACCGGCAACCAGUUCGUUUCAUACCUCUGGCUCUUCACUGCUGCCCUCCAAGUGUUCAUGAUCACCGUUUACCCCAUCGCCAUCCUGCCCCUAUUCAACAAACUUUCUCCACUUCAGGAAGGCAAGCUGAAGACGGACACCGAGGCACUGGCUAAGAAGCUCGACUUCCCCCUUCAUGAACUCUUCGUCAUCGAUGGAAGCAAGCGCAGUGCUCACAGCAAUGCCUAUUUCUUCGGUCUUCCGUGGAAGAAGCAUAUCGUCAUCUACGACACGCUGAUUGAAAAGAGCAAGGAAGAAGAGGUGGUUGCUGUUCUUGCCCACGAACUUGGUCACUGGAAGCUAGGCCACACCACCCGUCUCUUCGGCAUCUCCCAGCUCCAUGUCUUCUACAUCUUCACGCUCUUCUCGGUCUUCGUCAACAACAAGUCCCUGUACUCGGACUUUGGCUUUGUCAAGGAACACCCGAUCAUCAUCGGCUUUAUCCUGUUCUCGGAUGCGCUGGCGCCAAUGGAUACCAUCAUCAAGCUCCUGAUGAAUAUCAUGAGCCGACGCUUCGAAUUCCAGGCCGACGAGUUUGCACAGGGUCUCGGUUACAAGGCCGAACUUGCAUCCUCGCUUAUAAAGUUGCAGAUCCAGAACCUUAGCACCAUGGAUGCUGACUGGAUGUAUGCAAGCUAUCAUUUCUCUCACCCAAUCCUGUCGGAGAGACUGAAGGCCCUGGAAUGGACCCCUACUGGGAAGGUGACGGAAGAGAAGACUGAGGAGGCUGGCGUCGAGAAGGCCAGUGGACGUGAACUUUAG
Anthostomella pinea is the source of this 1371-nucleotide messenger RNA. The record is from the annotation of a GenBank genome assembly. NCBI's taxonomy places the organism in Eukaryota, Fungi, Ascomycota, Sordariomycetes, Xylariales, Xylariaceae.